UGCGAUGGAUACGAAAUAAAACCCUUUCAUGUCCCGAUCAACUCCCUCUCGCCACCCUGCCUCAAGCCCUCGACUCUCCUUUGGGUUCCUUGCUCCGAUACAGCAUGGCUGCUAUCCACUCAAAACCACAGCUUAUGAAAACCCUAGGUUCUGUGCCAUCUCGAUUCGGCGCUCCGCGGAAGCCAACAAGCCUCCGCUGCUCCGCUGCAAGGCCACUGCAUCCCCGGAGCUAUAGCAUCACUCUCCUUCCCGGCGAUGGUAUCGGACCAGAGGUCGUUUCCGUAGCCAAGGACAUCCUAUCCGUUGCCGGAGCUCAUGAAGGAAUUGAGUUUUGCUUCAACGAGAUGCCGAUGGGUGGAGCGGCGCUAGAUGCUGUUGGGGUACCGUUGCCGGAGGAAACUUUGGCCGCUGCUAAGCAAUCUGAUGCGGUUCUUUUGGGAGCAAUAGGGGGGUACAAGUGGGAUGGGAAUGAGAAGCCGCUGAAGCCUGAAACAGGGCUUCUUCAGCUUAGGGCUGGUUUAGGCGUAUUUGCAAACUUGAGGCCAGCCACGGUGUGGCCACAGUUGGUUGACUCCUCGACUUUAAAGAAAGAGGUUGCUGAAGGAGUUGACUUAAUCGUAAUUAGAGAGCUUACGGGAGAGGUUAUUACAGGAAUUUAUUUUGGAGAGCCCCGGGGAUUUGGGACUAAUGACAAGGGUGAGGACUUUGGCUUCAAUACUGAAAUAUACUCAACAUUUGAGGUACAGAGAUUGAGAUUUUUCUAUAACCUGCCUUAGUUGUAAACGUUUAAU
Molecule: messenger RNA, 791 nt
Organism: Dendrobium catenatum
Lineage: Eukaryota; Viridiplantae; Streptophyta; Magnoliopsida; Asparagales; Orchidaceae
Product: 3-isopropylmalate dehydrogenase, chloroplastic-like
Exons: 5
Coding region: 105-776 (223 amino acids)
Biological process (GO): L-leucine biosynthetic process
Molecular function (GO): 3-isopropylmalate dehydrogenase activity
Source: RefSeq, a predicted model, not a curated record